AUGUAUAAUAAGUUGAGAUCAACGGGCGUGCAGCCAGUUAGACUGUAUGGAUUAGCAAAAGUACACAAACAAGGCACACCACUUCGUCCCGUCCUUUCUUUACCUGGUAGCUCAUAUGACAACCUAAAUAAAACAUUGGCAAAGUACUUUGAUGAAAUUGAGGAGGCAAAUAUAGAAACGAACACUCAAAUGGCCAGGGAGAUCUUGGAGAAAACUGAGUUGGACUCUGACGAGAGUAUAAUCUCCCUUGAUGUAAAGAGUUUGUACACUAAUGUCCCGCUCAAGGAAGCGGUUGAAAUAGCCCUGAAGAGAUUAUAUGAGCAAGUCAACCCUCCGGAAACAUCUCGCAAGACUAGGAAAAAACUACUGAAUUUGGCAGUGAGUAAGGUACACUUUAAAUGCAAUGGUUAA
Symsagittifera roscoffensis is the source of this 411-nucleotide messenger RNA. RefSeq lists its product as uncharacterized. NCBI's taxonomy places the organism in Eukaryota, Metazoa, Xenacoelomorpha, Acoela, Convolutidae. The record is from RefSeq and is a predicted model, not a curated record. The transcript has a single exon. The coding region runs from base 1 to 411 and encodes 136 amino acids.